Messenger RNA from Colletotrichum higginsianum IMI 349063, 2529 nucleotides. Its product is annotated as FCP1-like phosphatase. NCBI's taxonomy places the organism in Eukaryota, Fungi, Ascomycota, Sordariomycetes, Glomerellales, Glomerellaceae. The transcript has a single exon. The record is from RefSeq and is a predicted model, not a curated record. Gene Ontology annotation, molecular function: RNA polymerase II CTD heptapeptide repeat phosphatase activity. The coding region runs from base 1 to 2529 and encodes 842 amino acids. Gene Ontology annotation, cellular component: nucleus.
AUGGGCAAGCUACUUUCACUCGGCCCGAGGCUGCAUUACCCGAUUACCAUCACGAAGCUACUCAAGAACCCCGGCGAAGCCAUCAAGAAACAGGAGAGCAUCCUGGAAUACUCGUACAAGUCAAUGCGCGAGUUUGGCGAUCCAAUCGCCGGCGACACUUGGCAAGAGGAGGUGACGACCAUUGCUGGCUGGGAUAGCCCCGCCGAGGGCACCCUCAAGGAAUGGCGUCUCAAGGAGGGCACGACCGUCACGCGCGACGCGCCCUGCAUGAUGGUCGACGAGGCCUGCUCCCACGAGGUCCAGUUCCAGGGCUUGUGCGCCAUCUGCGGCAAGGAUAUGACCGAGGUCAACUGGGCCAGCGACCAACGCGAUACCCAGCGCGCCACCAUCAACAUGACCCACGAUCAGACCGGCCUCAUGGUCAGCGGCGACCUGGCAGCGCGCGCCGAGCACGAAACCCAGAAGCGUCUCCUGCGCCAGCGCAAGCUGAGCCUUGUCGUCGAUCUCGACCAGACAAUCAUACACGCCUGCAUCGAGCCCACCGUCGGCGAAUGGAUGGAGGACCCAUCGAAUCCCAACUACGAGGCUGUCAAGGAUGUCAAGAAGUUCCAGCUCAACGACGAGGGCCCCAGGGGAAUGGUCACCUCGGGGUGCUGGUACUACAUCAAGAUGCGACCCGGCCUUGCCGAGUUCCUCGAAAGGGUGGCCGAGCUGUACGAGCUCCACGUCUACACCAUGGGAACCCGCGCGUACGCGCUCAACAUCGCCAAGAUCGUCGACCCCCAACAGAAGCUGUUUGGCAACCGCGUUAUCAGCCGUGACGAGAACGGCAGCAUGAUCUCCAAGAGCCUCCAGCGCCUGUUCCCUGUCAACACCAACAUGGUCGUCAUCAUCGACGACAGGGCCGAUGUUUGGCCGAGCAACCGACCCAACCUCAUCAAGGUUGUGCCGUACGACUUCUUCAAGGGCAUCGGCGACAUCAACUCGAGCUUCCUCCCCAAACGACAAGACAUCCUUCCCGCGCCAUCCGACUCGGAAUCGAAGCCCGCGCCGGAAGCCCCCAGUGAAGCACCCAAAUCCGCCGAGGCCAAGCCGGAGGAGUCACAGCAGAACGGCAAGGUGUCGGCCCUGGACGAGCUCGUCAAGAUGAGCAGCGGCGACGACAAGGUGCUGCAGGCGGCACAGACCGGCGAGCAGGAGAAGCUGCUCGAGCAACAGAUCAAGGAGAGGCCUCUGCUUCACAUGCAGGAGGAGCUGGACAAGCAAGACGAGCAGAAGGAAAAGGAAACCCUGGACGCCGAAGACGGCCCGCACAUCAUGACCGUACAACACCGAUCCCAGGUUCUCCGCGAUAAUGACACGGAGCUGACCUAUCUGCAACAACAUCUUACCGAGCUGCACCAGAAGUUCUACGAGGAGUACGACGAGAAGCGCGCCUCUGCGCCUGCUCAAUCCGCUCCGCGCAGAAGACCCGCCGACGAGAACAUCGACCUUGACGCGGUUCCGGACGUUGGUUUUGUCCUCGACACGAUGAAGGCCUCAACCCUCCAAGGCACCACCAUCGUGUUGUCUGGUCUUGUCCCUCUCGGCGUGGACGUGCUGCAGUCUGAAAUCGGCAUCCAGGCCAUGAGUUUCGGCGCCCAAAUAUCCACCCGAGUGUCAAAGAACGUAACGCACCUCGUCAUAUCUACGUCUCGACCGCGGACGCAAAAGGUCAGACAGGCGGCCAAAAUCCCAAGCAUCAAGAUUGUCAGCCAGAACUGGCUGUCGGAUUGCUUAAGCAAAUGGGAGCACGUCGACGAGACACCUUAUCUGGUUGAGGUACACCCGGCAGACCGACGUUACCACGCCGCCGCCGCCGCCGCCGCCGCCUCCGAGACGACAGAUGCCGACACGGUGUCGGAUGUCGAUGGCGAUGAUCUGUCGAGGCCGCACCUGACCAUUAUUGACGAGACGGGCGAGCAUCGUAUUCUCGAAGAAGACGACGACGCGUCGGACGAAGACGACGGCGACCAGGACGGGGAUGACGAUAACCUGAUGCCUGAUUUCGAGGAUGGCCAGACCAGCCCGAUAGACGACCUGAAGACGUUCGACUGGGAGGGUGUCGACGACGAGAUGAAGGAGUUUCUCGGGAGCGACGAUGGCAUUUCGGAUACGGACACGGAGAGCCGCAGCGGAGACACGGAAGCCGGUGAUGAGCCGCCGUCGUCUCAAGAAUCGGUCACGGGUGGCGGAACCAAGAGGAAGGCCAUGGACGACGACACGGCGUCCGACGAAGGCGGAAGCGCGCUUUCGAAGAAGCAACGCGUGGCCAAGAGCCGUGGCGCCUCCAAGCUCAGUUCCGUCAGGACACCCAACGCCGAAGACCAAGAAUCGAGCAGCCUGCCCACCCCGCAAAUCACGGGCGAUGAGGAGGACAUCUCCCGCGCACGCGACGACGGUGCGGUGGUGGACGGGGGCGAUGACUUUGACGAGGACGAUCUCGAGGCCGACCUCGAAGCGGAGCUGGCGGCUGCGGGAGAAAACUAG